AUGGCUUCUUCAACCUCAUCCUCCACUCUUUCUAUAUCUUCUUCUUCCACCCUUAUUGAUGCCAAACCUCCUUGUAGACAAUCUACAUCUCCGCACUGUGUGAGCCUUCCAACUCUUCCUCCACCUGUGCAGUCUCAAACUCAAACUCGUCCAUGGAAAACCCCAGCAUUCUGUCGAAAGAUUGCUCGCAACGUUAUGUCCAAGGUUUCCAGUACCACCACAGAGACAGCCACAGCACCGGUUGAUCCAGUUGCUACCUCAGCUGAGCAGCUCAGUGUUAGUGAUUCUCCAGAAUUUCUCAAGACUAUUCAAGAAACAUGGGAGAAAGUUGAAGACAAAUAUGCAGUGAGUACAAUAGCUGUAGCUGGUGCAAUAGCAUUAUGGGGCUCAGCUGGUGUGAUCUCGGCAAUUGAUAGGCUUCCUUUAGUUCCUGGAGCUCUUGAAGUUGUAGGAAUUGGUUACACUGGGUGGUUUGCAUACAAGAACAUACUUUUCAAGCCAGACAGGGAAGUUUUGGUACAGAAAAUAAAAGGAACUGUUAAAGAAAUUACUGGGAUCGAUAUCUAA
This is a messenger RNA of Vicia faba (fava bean), 567 nucleotides long. The record is from the annotation of a GenBank genome assembly. NCBI's taxonomy places the organism in Eukaryota, Viridiplantae, Streptophyta, Magnoliopsida, Fabales, Fabaceae.